AUGCCUUACGUGAAUUGUCAUCACAAAAUAUUGGCUGUAACUUUUCAAGUUAACUGGAAUUAUUUUUACCAAAUUGGGGGGCCUGCAUUUUCUUCCGGGUAUCAUUUAAAGGAACUGAUGGAUGAGCAAGGUCUAGAUAGAUACCAUGCUGAAGUAUUUCAAACCUGUUCUGAAGUAAGCCAGGAGGUGAGGAAUCACCCCAUCCCCGGGAUCGCCAUGGUGAACUGCUUGACCACCGCUGCUGGCUGUCAGCUGGUUGCCAGCUGUAACAUUGGCGUGGCCAGUGAGAAAUCCUCAUUUGCCCCUCCAGGUGUGAACACUGGGCUCUUCUGCUCCACCCCAGGAGUGGCCUUGGAGAGAGCACCACCCAUAUCUCCUCCCCCAGAAAUGCUUUUCACUGAGGAGCCCAUUUCUGCUCAGAAGGCCUUGCUCCAUGGGCUCCUCAGCAGAGUAGUCCCAGAAGAGCAGCUGGAGGAAGAGACCAUGAGACUCAAGAGGAGAAAGAUCGGCUCCUUGAGCCGUCCUGUGGGGUCGUUGGGGUCUUUGGACAAGGCCGCCUUCUACAAGCAAGCGCCAGACCUUAGAAGGGCCAACCACCUCACCCCCCAGGCCACGGUGAACAACGUGGCCCUGCAAGAUGGGCAGGAGGUAAUCAAGGCCUUCAACUGA
Messenger RNA from Myotis davidii, 669 nucleotides. It is a transcript of the gene ECHDC3, whose product is annotated as enoyl-CoA hydratase domain containing 3. Gene Ontology annotation, cellular component: mitochondrion. Gene Ontology annotation, molecular function: hydro-lyase activity. The record is from RefSeq and is a predicted model, not a curated record. Lineage: Eukaryota; Metazoa; Chordata; Mammalia; Chiroptera; Vespertilionidae.